CAUAGCAAACAACAUGGCGGCGCCUGAAAGCGACGAGCGAGCCAGCAAACUCGAAUUCUCUCUGGACGUUCCGUUCCCGUCGUCACGCGAGGCCGCCGUCGCUCUGCACUCGCUGAGUCCCGACCGCGAGCCCCGACGCGGAGGCGUCCACAAGCGGCUGACGCUCGUCGGAAGCGUCUUGACAGCCAAGUGGCGCGCCGACGAAGCUCGCGUCCUGCGGGUGUCCGUCAACUCCUUCCUGGAGCACCUUGGUCUCGUCCUGGAAACCAUGCACGCGUUCCCCACCGAAGAACAAGUCUGCGAGGAUCACGACCAGUCUCCUCACACUCGGCCUCGUCGUCUUGAUCAAAGUGGACCUUCAAACGGCACACCAGAGCUGGCUGGCCCUUGUUGA
Messenger RNA from Phycodurus eques (leafy seadragon), 394 nucleotides. Its product is annotated as EKC/KEOPS complex subunit LAGE3. Lineage: Eukaryota; Metazoa; Chordata; Actinopteri; Syngnathiformes; Syngnathidae. Gene Ontology annotation, cellular component: EKC/KEOPS complex. The record is from RefSeq and is a predicted model, not a curated record. The transcript has a single exon. The coding region runs from base 14 to 394 and encodes 126 amino acids.